This is a messenger RNA of Mesorhabditis spiculigera, 2007 nucleotides long. The record is from the annotation of a GenBank genome assembly. Lineage: Eukaryota; Metazoa; Nematoda; Chromadorea; Rhabditida; Rhabditidae.
AUGGGAUGUUUUGCUUACCACAAAGCCCGUAUCGCCAAGUUCCUGAAGAACUACUGGAUCAUCAUCGGGCCGAUCCUGUUCAGCCCGCUGCUGUUCUUCGGAAAGCCUCUCCAGUGCGUAUGGUGCAUCUGCCUGAUCGCCAGCUACUGGAUCGCCGGUGUGGGACCACUCGGGGUAACCUGUCUCCUCCCCGUGUUCCUGUUCCCCUUCUUCGGCUUCACCUCGGCCCAGAAGGUCGUCUCCUUCUUCUUCAAGGACACCUCCGUGAUGCUGUUCAUCACCCUCGGCAUGGGCAUCGUCGUCGAGGAGGUCAACCUGCAUCGGCGGAUUGCGCUGAAGAUGUUGUGCUGGAUGGGUACUCGUCCAAAUCGUCUCCUGUUCGGCUUCAUGUGCGUGACCUGCUUCGUGUCGUUCUUCCUCACCGACUCGGCCGCCACGGCAUUGAUGCUGCCGUUUGCGCUGGCGAUUUUGGAGGCGAAGGAGAGCGGAAAAAUGACCACGCCGGAUAGUGAAACCUCGACCCCCCCAACCCCGAGUACCAACCCGUCCAACGACACGUCCCAAAAAGAUGCCGGCAACAAGAGUCUCUCACUGGCUAGUCAAUCCGGAAAAGCGGCUGUGUCCAGCCCAGAGACGUCGUCCCGGAAGAGCUCGAACAAGAGCCAGAAGAAGAGCAGCUCCCAGAAGCCGAGCAGUUCUAAGAAGCAGAGCAGCGCCCGCAAACAGGGCGGGGCCGAGCAGCCGACGACGACCACCAUCGAGACGAACGCGUUCGCGACGGACGCGCAAAAAUCUCAGGAGCGCCUCGACAAGGCCGAGAUUGUCAGGAAGAACUUGGGUUUCCGCAAAGCCAUGAUCCUGGCCUGCUCGCAUGCGUCGCUCAUCGGCGGCACCGCCAUCAUUACCUCCACCGGCCCGAACCUCAUCUUCAAGGGCGAGCUCGAGACACGCUCCCACUCCCAGGACAACCAUCCCCCCUUCUUCCCAAUCGAGCUGCACGUCUCCUACUUCCAGUGGGCCGCCAUGGCAAUCCCGCCAGCCUUCCUGUACUUGGUCGCGUCGUACGCGGUGCUGAUCGUCUGCUUCUGCGGCUGUGGCGAGCUGCUGCUGUGGAGGAAGCCGGGAGCCGAGGAGCACCGGCAGCAGCUGAACAUCCGCGCCAUCAUCCACAACUCGUACGAGGAUCUGGGGCCGAUGACGUUCGCCGAAACCUCUGUGAUGUCGUGGUUCGGGGUGUUGGUGUUGCUGUGGGCCACCCGCGACCUCGGCUUCAUCCCCGGCUGGGGUGACUUGAUCUUUGAGCCGACGCACGCGAAGAUGAUGACCGAGUCGGUGGCGGGCAUCGUCGUGCUGUACGUGAUGUUCCUGUGGCCACGCUACGGGUUUGGGGAUGAACAGAGGACCAACGAAAACGACCGUAUCCUGACGUGGGCCCUGAUCCAGCAGAAGCUCAGCUGGUCGAUCAUCAUGCUCGUCGGCUGCGGCUUUUGCAUCUCUGAAGCUGUCAAGGGCAGCGGCCUUGCCAAGGAGGUCGAGCUACUGGUUCGCGGGCUGAGCGGCAUCCACCCGAUCAUGGUGCAGUUGAUCCUGCUCACCGCCGUCGUCGCCAUGACCGAGUUCAUGAGCAACGCCGGCACGGCCAACAUCUUCGUGCCGUUGUCGAUGGAGGCGGCAAAGGGCCUCAACUGGCACCCAUUCCGGCUUGGACUUCCGGCCGCCAUCGGACCGUCGCUGGCCUUCAUGCUCCCCAUGGCCACGCCCCCAAAUGCGCUGGUCUACGACACGGGAUACAUCUCGUUCUUCGAACUGUUCUACACGGGCGGCGUGCUGAACAUCUUCUGCAUCGCCGUCACCAUCGUCAACAUGAACACGUGGGCCUACUGGCUGCUGAACAUGAACGUCGACAUCUGGGGGAUGGCCACCCCGAUCACGCCCACGAACGCGACUACGAUGUUGCCUACCAACGCUACCAUCACAGCCGCCCCCAGUGUCGCUCAAUUCGAUUUG